This is a messenger RNA of Nerophis lumbriciformis (worm pipefish), 1350 nucleotides long. The record is from RefSeq and is a predicted model, not a curated record. NCBI's taxonomy places the organism in Eukaryota, Metazoa, Chordata, Actinopteri, Syngnathiformes, Syngnathidae.
AUGAUUUUGACAACUUUUGCCAUCCUCUUGUCCUUUCCCGACUUGGCGACCACCUCGAAGGGGGUGGACGGCGGGGGCGCGAGAAGCGGCGGCUUGGACUGCGUGAAGGCCAACGAGCAGUGCCUGAAAGAGGCCGCCUGCAGCACCAAGUACCGCACCAUGAGGCAGUGCGUGGCGGGCAGGCACAGCAGCAGCCUGAGCGCCGUGACGGCUCCGGAGGCGCAGGGCGAGUGCCGCAGCGCCAUGGACGCCAUCAAGCACAACCCGCUCAACGGCUGCAGGUGCCGGAGAGGCAUGAAGAAGGAGAAGAACUGCCUGCGCAUCUUCUGGAGCAUUUAUCAGAGUUUGCAGGGUAAUGAUUUACUGGAAUACUCUCCAUACGAGCCUGUCAACAGCCGCCUUUCAGAUGUCUUUCGUUUGGCUCCCAUCAUUGCAGCCGAGCCAGCGUCGUCCAAAGAGAACAACUGCCUGAACGCGGCCAAGGCGUGCAACCUGAACGACACGUGCAAGAAGUACCGCUCGGCCUACAUCAACCCGUGCACCGGAAGGGUGUCGGCCUCCGAGGUCUGCAACAAGCGCAAGUGCCACAAGGCCCUGAGGCACUUCUUUGACAAGGUUCCCAGCAAGUACAGCUACGGGAUGCUGUUCUGCUCGUGUCCGACGGGAGACGAGACGGCGUGCGCCGAACGCCGCCGCCAGACCAUCGUGCCCGCUUGCUCCUAUGAAGACAAGGACAAAAGCAACUGCUUGUCGUUGCAAAAUGCCUGCAAGACCAACUACAUCUGCAGGUCUCGCCUGGCGGAUUUCAUCAGCAGCUGUCAGCCGGAAACUCGCUCGGUUUCAGGCUGUUUGCGGGAGAACUACGCCGACUGCCUGUUGGCCUACUCGGGCCUCAUCGGUACGGUGAUCACGCCCAACUACGAGCGCUCACUAGGAAUCAGCCCAUCACCUUGGUGCGACUGCGUCAGCAGCGGCAACGACAAACCCGAGUGUGACAAGUUCCUCAACUUCUUCACCGACAACCGAUGCCUGAGGAACGCCAUCCAAGCGUUCGGCAACGGUACCGACGUAGGCGUGUGGCAGCCGCCCGUCGAGCCUACGUCAGCGCAGACCAAAGACGACGACAAACCGGAUCUACACGCCGACCCGUCCUAUCAAUUUUGUGGGACAUUACAGGCCCAAAAACUGGCGUCCAAUCGUACUGAGGAUUCUACUUUAUGUGAAACGGGCGACUCCAACGCCAUCGCCAGAAGCUCGUCGCGGGAAGUCCCGCGUGCUUACAACUCACGUCUUCUCUUCGCUUUGACCUUGGCGCCGACGUUCCAGCUGGUUGGAAUCACCUUCUUGUAG